This is a messenger RNA of Prunus armeniaca (apricot), 252 nucleotides long. The record is from the annotation of a GenBank genome assembly. NCBI's taxonomy places the organism in Eukaryota, Viridiplantae, Streptophyta, Magnoliopsida, Rosales, Rosaceae.
AUGAGAGCGAGUGAUGGCAGAGAAGCGUUUCUUGAGGUUGUCCCAGAGAGAUUUGGCGGAGGAGCAACCGACUGUAUAAGGGAGAACAGACUCAGAGAUGGCAGCAUGGAGCCAAAUUUUGCAGGGAUGAGAGUGGCGAUGUGGUGGGAGGGAAUGGCAGAAGCCGAAAAAGGAGAGAGAGAGGAAGAGGAGGAAGAAGAGGAGGAAGAAGAGGAAGGAGGAGGUAGAGAGUCAGAGGAGGCCAUAGGAUAG